Meleagris gallopavo (turkey) is the source of this 1598-nucleotide messenger RNA. RefSeq names its product syndecan binding protein 2 (gene SDCBP2). NCBI's taxonomy places the organism in Eukaryota, Metazoa, Chordata, Aves, Galliformes, Phasianidae. Gene Ontology annotation, molecular function: protein binding. The record is from RefSeq and is a predicted model, not a curated record. Gene Ontology annotation, cellular component: plasma membrane; cytoplasm.
GCCUAGGGUAGCCAGUAUGUCACACCUGGGGCAGGGUGGUUGCUGGGAUGCUCAUGUUCAUGCUCAUGCCCAGCACGUGCCCCAGCUGCUGGGAUGUGACAGAGGUGGUGGCCCCGGUGACACAGUCCUGAGUCAUGCCCCAGGCUGCAGGUGAUGGCUGGGACACAGAGAUAGAAGUAGAGCGAGCCCAGCCGUGUGGGUCCCUGAGGGGUGUUUGUGGCACUGCACCCAGCUCUAAAAAGCCCCAAACCUGUCCCCAUCCCAUCCCCAGGCUCAGCACCAGCCAUGGCAACGCUCUACCCCUCACUGGAGGACAUGAAGGGCCACCAGGUCCUGCAGGCACAGGCAGCUGCUGGGAUUGGCACUCCUGCCACCACGGUGCUCACUGAGAAGCCAAAGCUCCCGGAGAAGCCGAAGGUCACCUCCAGCACCGUGCCCUCAGCACCACCUGCGCUGUACCCCAACCUGGCCGAGCUGGAGGAUUACAUGGGGCUGGCGCUCUCCAGCGAAGAGAUCCAGAAAAACCUCUUCCCAGAUAGCAGCACUGCGCUGACUCCCGUCGGGUCCCUGCCAGGACAGCUGGUUGCCCCACUGAGUGGGAACAGUGCGGGGCUGCGGCGGGCGGAGAUCAAACCAGGUGUGCGAGAGAUCCACCUGUGCAAGGAUGAGCGGGGCAAGACGGGGCUGCAGCUGAAAAAUGUUGACCAGGGCAUCUUCGUGCAGCUGGUGAAGGCCAACUCUCCGGCGGCACUGGUGGGGCUGCGCUUUGGUGACCAAAUCCUGCAGAUUGAUGGCAAGAAUUGCGCAGGCUGGAGCAGCGACAAGGCGCAGCGGGCACUGAAGAAGGCGUCCCCAGAGAAGAUUGUCAUGGUGGUGAGGGACAGACCGUUCCAGCGCACUGUCACCGUGCACAAGGACAGCACCGGGCAUGUGGGUGUCGUGGUGAAGAAGGGGAAAAUCGUGUCGCUGGCCAAGGACAGCUCUGCUGCCCGCAAUGGGCUCCUGACACACCACCACAUCUGCGAGGUCAAUGGUCAGAACGUCAUCGGCAUGAAGGACAAACAGCUGAUGGAGGUGCUGGUGGGCGCAGGGAAUGUCAUCACUCUGACCAUCAUCCCUGCUGUCAUCUAUGAGCACAUGGUGAAACGGCUGUCGCCGGGACAGAUGAAGUCAUCCAUGGACCACUCCAUCCCUGACCUCUGAUGCCAUCCCUGCUGUUCUAACACCUGGGGGCAGACACCGGUGUGGGCACCCCGAUGGCCAAGCCUGGAAGAGGGGAGGGAGCUCAAAGGAAAUGCUGGAGGUACCCCUUCAGCUCCCCAGAAAGAACCCAUGAGAGCUACUGGUGCGACACCAUCCCAUGUCCCCCAGCUCUCAGCACACGGACCAGGGUUGGGGAAUGUGCUCCUGCCCCCAUGUCCUCCCCCAUGCCAUCCAUAUCCACUCCCAGGGCAGACGCCAAAGGCUGUCUCCAGCGAAGCAGACACAGACCCAGCGACGUUUAUUACAUCCACCGCAGUACAGGACAGCGGAAACGAGAGAAGAGAGGGGGGAGGUUUACAGCUUUGUUGGUUUUUUUUUUUUCUUUUUUUUUUUUU